AUGUUGCCAUCAGUGCUUAGGUGCCAGGUUGCUACUUUCUGUGCCUUCCUACUGAUUGCGUCCGUAUGGGCCCAACCGGCAGGCGGAGGAGAGUGGACGAUCGGACAAGUUCCCACUGCACACCAUGCGGAUGUGGACCCAUGGAGCCACGAUGAACCAUGGCACGCUUUCGAGUCCGGCUCGAGCUCAGUAGACAGCCGCGAGGGAUGGGCUGGAGCUCCUUCUUCCUCUUUCUCAUCGGUUCCCGAGUGGCGAGAGGUGCAAGACUCUUACCCAUCUUUUUUCUCUUCAGGCACCGAUCAACGACCCGGUCUUACCCAUGCGGUUCAUGCCGGUCCAGAACAGCAUCGGGGCAUGCCCGCCUGGCAGCAAUCGCCAGAGCAACACCACGACUUGGGCGCCUUUCAACAGGCUCAGGGACAACCUCCUGGAUCGCGCCGCUUCCAACAAAUUGCUGAUCAGCAUCCAGGAACGUCGGGAACUCAAAAUCUUCUCGAGCAGAAUGCCAGAAUGCGCACCUUUGGGCAACCGCAGAAUCGACCUCCUGGCGUGUCCACCUAUCAGCAUGCACCAUGGCAGUAUAUGCACCAACCCGUAGCUCAGCGGGCUCCAGUGCAGCGUUGGGAACCGGUGGCAGGCUGGAUGGACCCGCCUACGAAGCCCAGCUGGUUCUCCAGGAACGCCGAUCACCUCCUGGGCGUGAAUCACAUAAGAAUGGCCACGGCGCAGGCGAUCUUUGAUUGGAGACGAGCCGAGUGGGAGCUGUGGAGGAACAACAUGCGCGCGGCGAUGGGCCGUCCUCGGCUGCUGAUCACGCCCGUAGACCUCUCCAACACGGGGUAUGAUCGCGUGUUUGUUGCUUCCAAUGGGGAUGCGGUUGUUGGGGCGUAUCCGAAUCUCGAUGCCGACCAGCAGGCAGCCCGAAGCUUGCGGGUGUCUCCUCUUUUGCAAGUGUCGGAUCCACUGGGCAAGGUGGAGGAUGAGAGGACGAUGCACAGAGUGCGAGCCGACUCGCGCAUGUACGUCUACCUCAACAGCCGUAGCAACAUGGACUUCAUCAACCGCGAAUAUUUCCUGGGACAUGCACAGUUCCUGCCCAUCAACAGAGAGGGACUCGAUCGCAGCACUCUGAACAAGAUCUUUGGCAAUCCGCGCCACCACUUUGUCAUGCCACCUCGCACACCGGAUGGGCUCCCGCUGGUGGUGCUGCGCCACACCAACCGUGGUCAUGUGGGGUCCACCAUGGUGGAAACCUUGACGGGCAGAUUGGGCGAAACGAAUCUCAUGUCGCUCUGGUCUCCCAUUCUUAGCGACGGGCGCAGAUUUACGUCGGUGCUGUACGGCAUUGUCAGCUUUGACGCCAGGUACACCUUCGAGGUUCAGCAACAUCUGCGUGCGCACGCCCAGAGUCAGAACGUCGAUGACUACGCCUUCAUGUAUACUUUCCGCUCGGCGCUGGAAAGUGCGCCGCACUGA
This is a messenger RNA of Moesziomyces aphidis, 1476 nucleotides long. Lineage: Eukaryota; Fungi; Basidiomycota; Ustilaginomycetes; Ustilaginales; Ustilaginaceae. The record is from the annotation of a GenBank genome assembly.